AUGCUGCUCAAAGGUGUGAACCCCAUUCACACCGAUGCCCAGACCUCCUGGACUGCUGGACAUGGUGGGAUGUUCCAUGACGGUCUCAGUGGUGCCGGCAAGUACGUCAACUUUGUAUAUCUUUCCGGCACUGGAAUCAGCGACAUGGAUAUUUCGAUUGUCGUUUGCAGUGAGACGUGUCACGCCAUUGAGCAGCUGCGCUUCGGGAAUCCUCGCCACGCGUUGGAGCUCGGCCGGCCGUAG
Molecule: messenger RNA, 243 nt
Organism: Cordyceps fumosorosea ARSEF 2679
Lineage: Eukaryota; Fungi; Ascomycota; Sordariomycetes; Hypocreales; Cordycipitaceae
Exons: 1
Coding region: 1-243 (80 amino acids)
Source: RefSeq, a predicted model, not a curated record